AAUCAAACUCGGCGGCACUGGGCUGAGCCCAUGUGUUGCUCUUGUCGGGUGAGGUUACGCUCGACAUUGUGCCUUUCGUAGAUGUAGUUUUGGUAUCUGUUGUCCUUUGUGCUGCAGGAGAUGAGGUCGAAGAAGAGGACGAUGGAGAUGUGGUCCCUGUGGAUUGUUGUUGUGGUGUCGAUGUGGUAUGAAUUGAGCAGCGGUGAUAGGGUUCAUACGAGUAUGUUAUUGACGUACGAUAGAAACGAGACGGUGUUCUCGAGGUUUGAAUCCACAAAAGAGGUGACUGAGAUGAAGAUGGAGACUGCUGAGGGGAAUUAUGCAAUCGACCGUGACUCGGAAUUUGUUGUUGUUGUCGUUGUUGUUUUCGUCCUCCAAUCUGACCAACCCCGGAAAUUACACCGCGACUCCGGAGAUAAGAAGGCGGGGAAUGACUGACUUUGCGCAGGAAACUAGGGGC
Messenger RNA from Xylona heveae TC161, 460 nucleotides. RefSeq lists its product as hypothetical. The coding region runs from base 121 to 438 and encodes 105 amino acids. The transcript has a single exon. The record is from RefSeq and is a predicted model, not a curated record. NCBI's taxonomy places the organism in Eukaryota, Fungi, Ascomycota, Xylonomycetes, Xylonales, Xylonaceae.